Messenger RNA from Cucurbita pepo subsp. pepo (vegetable marrow), 1318 nucleotides. RefSeq names its product dehydration-responsive element-binding protein 2D. Lineage: Eukaryota; Viridiplantae; Streptophyta; Magnoliopsida; Cucurbitales; Cucurbitaceae. Gene Ontology annotation, cellular component: nucleus. The record is from RefSeq and is a predicted model, not a curated record. Gene Ontology annotation, biological process: positive regulation of DNA-templated transcription; response to stress. Gene Ontology annotation, molecular function: DNA-binding transcription factor activity; transcription cis-regulatory region binding.
CUUCAUGAUCAAGAUCAAGAGUAGAGAAACCUCGUGAUUUGAAUUACUCCACAAAUUAGCUCGAUCAAACCUGUUUAAAUGACUCUAACAUGUAAAUCUCUAUCCCGUCAUGAUAUCCACGUGGGAUGAAAGACUACAUACACUGACACCAAUAAAAUGAAGAAAAAAGGGAAUUCGAAAAGAAAAAAGGGUGAAGUCUAAGGUGAAUUGGAAUUUUUGUUGAGCUCGUGUAGAGACGAAAAUGAAGCCAUGUGUGUGCAAGACAGUAACCCAGAAGAGCCCUCUUCCUAUCGACACGAUUUCUACAGUUCAUCCUGCCAAGUAUCAUCCCAUCCCCUGUUUCAGCCACGUUUCAUCCCUUCCCACUUUCUCGCUCUAAUUCCCCCAAUUCAUUCAUUUUCUUUUAACACAUCCCUCCAACAAUCCCACAUGCACUAUCCUUUUCCAUGUUGAAUCCACGAGCCAAGCAACAGCAGCAGCUCAAAAGGGCCUCCUCUUCUGCCCAUCCCAGCUCAAGAAAGGGCUGUAUGAGAGGCAAAGGAGGCCCUGAAAACGCUUCCUGCACUUACAAAGGUGUCCGUCAAAGAACUUGGGGCAAAUGGGUUGCUGAGAUUCGUGAGCCUAAUCGUGGGGCUCGUCUUUGGCUUGGCACUUUUGAUACCUCUCAUGAUGCUGCCAUGGCUUAUGACAAUGCCGCUCGUCGCCUCUAUGGCUCUGACGCCAAGCUCAAUCUUCCUUCCUCUGCUGCAGAGCCUGAGAAGUCUGUAGUAAACAAUGGCGGGAUGGGGUUUGGGGAGGAGGACGAAAAUGGUGGGCUUUGGAGGUCUAUGAGUAUUAGCUUAGAUGAUUCCAUUUGGGUUGAUGCAGCCAUGUCUUUGGAUUUCCCUGUCAUGGAAGAUCAAAGCCUUUUGGCUGCGAAUUUGGUGGAUGGAAAUGGCUGGGACACACUACAAUGGUGCUUAUGAUACACAUAUGAACAAGGCUUGGUGGAUAAAACUUGUAAUUCUAAGUUGUAUCGUUGUUUUCUCGUGUGGGAUUCGUUUUUGUUUUGAUUUUUGUUGAUUUGGGGCUGUUUGGAUUGAAAGCUAUAUGAAAUUAUUUUUGUUUGUACUUACAAUCUUCCAAAUAAGAUGGAGACAAAAGAAGAACAUGCCAAAUGGACUAUAAAACACACAUUCAAAGAAAGUUAUAAUAAACAAAACAGAUUAAGCCAUGGAAAAAGCUCAAUUCUAAGGGUUUUUUAUUGUUAUUUUUUUUCUCUUCUCUUCUGCACAUUAAGCCAUGGAAAAAGCUCUGUGAUGGGUUGAAGAAGAAGAGA